UUCCGGUAGGUCACGGUUUUUCCUGUUUGGAAGAAAUGGCGGACAUGGAUGAAUUGUUCGGUAGUGAUGGGGACAGCGACAAUGAUCAGCGAGGAUCUGGCUCCGGGUCUGGCUCUGGAUCAGGAUCGGGUUCAGAUUCGGAACAGGAGAGACCCCGGUCGGCAAGCAAUGUGUCUGGAAGUGGCAGCGGCAGUGACAGUGACAGAGAAAGAGAUGAUGAGGAUGAAGAGGGAGGUCAUGGGGAAGGAAAACCAAGUAUGAAUAAGGAGUUGUUUGGUGACGACAGCGACGAUGAGCAACAAAGUCAGCGCAGCGGCAGCGACAACCAGUCAGAUCGUUCAGAUGCCAGCGUACACUCAGACCAAGGGGAGAAUGACCAUUCGGAUGCCGAACAACAUAGCAGCCCAAAACACAGCCAUCAAGAUGACGAUGAAGACGAAGAUGAUGAAGAUAGAGGCCGUCAUUCAGAUGGAGGCAGCCCUGCUGGAAGUGGCAUGUCUGGGGCAGGGAGCCCUCGCUCUGACAGGGGUAGCGCCCAUUCAGAUAGGAGUGCUCACAGUGAUCCCGGGACUCCUCAGUCAGGACCGGGAACACCUCAUUCUGAUGCAGAGGGUUCUGGUCGAGAGAACCAAUCUGACGAUGAGAAAUGGGGUGGAGGGGCAAAGAGUGACCAGUCGGACGAGGAGGAAGAAAAAAGACGUUACUCAGAUGAAGAAAGAGACAACUCUGAUGACGAUGAGCCAAGGAACCGAAAGUCAGCCUCUGCGAAGGGAAGCGACAGUGAGGAUGAUUUCCUCCGACAGAAAAGCAAAGCAAAAGUGGAUUCUGACUCUGAUUCAGACAGUGAUGUUGGAAGAAAGAAGUCAAAAAAACCUGCAGCCGACGACCUGUUUGGAGAGGCAGACGACAUUUCCUCUGACAGUGAUGCAGAGAAGCCCCCAACUCCUGGGCAACCCAUGGACAGGGAGGAUGGGAUGGAGGGCGAGCAGGCGGAGGAGGAGCCAGCACCAGAGACUCGUAUAGAAGUAGAGAUCCCUAAAGUCAGCACUGACCUUGGUUCUGACCUCUACUUCGUGAAGCUGCCAAACUUUCUGUCCGUGGAGCCGAGACCCUUUGAUCCCCAAUACUAUGAGGAUGAAUUUGAAGAUGAGGAGAUGCUGGAUGAAGAAGGACGCACCAGGCUCAAACUGAAGGUGGAAAAUACCAUCCGAUGGAGGGUCAAGAGAGAUGAAGAGGGAAUCGAGACCAGGGAGAGCAACGCUCGAAUUGUCAAGUGGUCUGACGGAAGCAUGUCUCUCCACUUGGGCAAUGAAGUGUUCGAUGUUUACAAAGCUCCGCUCCAGGGCGACCACAAUCACUUGUUCAUCCGCCAGGGAACUGGACUACAGGGACAGGCUGUCUUCAAAACCAAGCUUACAUUCAGGCCACACUCCACAGACAGCGCCACACACAGGAAAAUGACCUUGUCUUUAGCCGACCGUUGUUCAAAGACCCAGAAGAUCAGAAUCCUUCCAAUGGCUGGCCGAGAUCCAGAAUCCCAGCGUAACGAAAUGAUCAAGAAAGAGGAAGAACGCCUGCGUGCCUCCAUCCGCCGAGAGUCCCAGCAGAGGAGAAUGAGGGAGAAGCAGCACCAGCGAGGCCUGAGCAGUAAUUACCUGGAGCCGGACCGCUACGACGAUGAUGAGGAGGGAGACGAAGCCAUCAGUCUUGCAGCCAUCAAGGGCAAAUUCAAAGGAGGAGGCGGACUGAGAGAGGAGCGAGCCAGGAUCUACUCCUCAGACAGUGAUGAAGGCUCAGAUGACGACAGGGCCCAGCGGCUGAUGAAAGCCAAAAAACUGGACAGCGACGAGGAGGGAGAGGGUUCCAGCAAACGAAAGGCCGACGACGACGAUGAUGAUGAUGAAGACGAUAUGGCCCCAAAGAAAGCAAAGAAGUAUGUCAUUAGUGACGAAGAGGAUGAUGAGCAGCAGCAAGAGGAGGAAGAUGAUGAUGACGAUGAUGAUGAUGAUGAAUAGUCUCUUUCUCUUUUUUAACUAUUCCACUGUAUAAAAGUGUAUUUUGUAUAUGUUUUUUUUUGUCAAGAACUGUGUGGGCAAGCGCGAGCGGUGAGUGCCUGUUUAUGUUGUGUGAAGUCCAGGCGAGAAAUAAAGACGUGGUUGUCUUAUGUAA
Messenger RNA from Synchiropus splendidus (mandarinfish), 2169 nucleotides. RefSeq names its product LEO1 homolog, Paf1/RNA polymerase II complex component (gene leo1). Lineage: Eukaryota; Metazoa; Chordata; Actinopteri; Syngnathiformes; Callionymidae. Gene Ontology annotation, biological process: transcription elongation by RNA polymerase II; positive regulation of transcription elongation by RNA polymerase II. The transcript is spliced from 14 exons. Gene Ontology annotation, molecular function: RNA polymerase II C-terminal domain phosphoserine binding. Gene Ontology annotation, cellular component: Cdc73/Paf1 complex; nucleus. The record is from RefSeq and is a predicted model, not a curated record. Bases 36 to 2015 code for a protein of 659 amino acids.